Molecule: messenger RNA, 1463 nt
Organism: Spodoptera litura
Lineage: Eukaryota; Metazoa; Arthropoda; Insecta; Lepidoptera; Noctuidae
Product: beta-1,3-galactosyltransferase 5
Biological process (GO): protein O-linked glycosylation
Cellular component (GO): Golgi membrane
Molecular function (GO): hexosyltransferase activity
Source: RefSeq, a predicted model, not a curated record
UCGCAGUGCAUCAGUCGUGUUCGCCAUGUGACCAGUGGAUAGUGGGCUCAGUGCCAGCCAGUGACCAUCAGUGACCAUCAUGUUCGGGCUAAUCAUCAGGAUAGUUACCAAAAAGACCCUGGUCAUCUUCAGAUACUUUGGUCGUCCAAAGAGUUUCCUAGUACUGCUGCCUAUAGUGUGGGCGCUAGUGGCGUUCGGGCCCGCCAUCUGGUGGCUGGCGGUGGAAACUAGUAGACACCUUCUGCUGCCAUCCCCGCCCACUCAGUCACUGGAGCACUAUCGAAGAAAUAGAAGCUUGCACUAUUACUUGGAUGAUAUCCAGACCUUAAUUGAACCAUCAUUGCUUCCCUGCACAACCCCAGAUGAGAUGGUGGUGUUGGUGCUGGUGGCCAGCGCCCCCCUCCGCUUCGACCACCGGCAGGCUAUCCGCAAGACCUGGGGUGCACAUCUACCUACGUACUUCGUGCUCGGUCUGCAAGGAGACAAUAUUGAUGAGCAGCUGGUAGAUAACUACGUAGAAGGAAAGCAGUAUAGCGACCUGAUAGUCUUCGACUUCCAUGACCACUACCAGAAUCUGACGCUGAAGACCGCGCUUAUGAUGAAGUGGACCCUGCACCGUUGUCCUCAAGCUCAGUUCCUAUUCAAGACUGACGAUGACGUCCUGGUGAAUCCCUGGACACUUCGUAAAGUCUUGAACGAGAAUGAAGAUACACUACUACUGGGCUACAACAAACGGGACUCGUACCUGCACCGCGACGAGUACAAGAAGUGGUACACUCCUCGCUGGAUGCUGCGGGAGGACUACGUGUCGCAGUACCUCAGCGGCACUGGAUACCUCAUUAGUGGGGACUUCAUAUCAAAACUAUUGAAAAACGCCUACGAGGUGCCGAUGGUGAACUUGGAGGAUGUUUACUUCACCUACCUGGUGGCAUAUCGGCGUUUAGGCUUGAAGCUGGCCCACGAGCGCCGGCUGAGCCCCUACAAACCCUGGCUAAAGGCCUCCUGUCUAUACUGGGACCUGGCUUCCGUGCACAGCAUGGAACCAGACGAGAUGGUUACCGCGUGGAUCAAAAUAGAACAAUACGGAAAGUUGGACAAUCACAGUGAUGUUUGUUGGUUUUAUAACACGUACUUAAGGGACUUCAGUGAAUUGGCGUUGUAUUAAUAUUGUAGCGUUUUAUUAUAAUUCGGAUGGUGAAUAAUUGUGAUCAUAGCGAUUGGAAAUAUUCUCAGAAAAAAUCAAUUUGAAAACUGUUGAAGACCGGUUCGGUGAAGCGAAAAGAAGCAGCAUACUAAAUAUUUUUUUAUUUAUUAACAUUGUUAAAUUGUUCUAAACGUUUGUGCGAGAUUCUGUGUUUGAACAAAUAGCGCUGAAUAAGGCUGAUUUGUUAUAAAUUAAGGUUUUUAAUGUUAUUUAUUAAGUACCUAAAGUAUUCUAAAGUGAAGUAGUCUAUUUUUCGUUA